Molecule: messenger RNA, 2148 nt
Organism: Vigna angularis (adzuki bean)
Lineage: Eukaryota; Viridiplantae; Streptophyta; Magnoliopsida; Fabales; Fabaceae
Exons: 10
Coding region: 290-2083 (597 amino acids)
Source: RefSeq, a predicted model, not a curated record
ACGGUUAUUAUCUGUGUGUCUGAACCAACUUCAUGAACACCCUCCUGAAAGCUCCUUCUCAUCUUCUCAAACACUCUGCAAAACCAAAAUCCCCUUAUGUCUCAUUCACUCUCAAACGUCGUCAACUACUCCUACAUCAACCCUCAAAACCUCUUUCUUUUGCCCCAAGAUUCUCUCAUCAUCCUCUCACCAACACUUCCAUUUCCAUGAACCUCACACCCCCUCCCUCCGUUGUUGUUUUAAUGUCUCUUCCAGACGUUGGGGUACCUUCAAGCUUGGUUGCACCUCCAUGGACCCUCUAGAUUUCUCAUCAUCGCUUCACUCUCCUUCUCAGAUUAUUAAGAAAAAGAAAAUUACUGGGCGGCAAAAGAGACAGGAACUUGAAAGAGAGGUUGCUAUGCUUCAAAGGCUGUUGGAGAAAGAAGAAAAGUUUCAUGAGAUUUUGGAGAUGGUGCAUAAUAGACCAAAUGGAUCGGCUAUAUCAAUUCCCAAUUUUCUUCCACCCAAGAUGAGAGAACUGUUAGGAGAGCUAGUGAUGGUUGAGAGUGAAAUUGCAAGACUAGAAAGCCAAAUAAGCCAACUUCAAGCUGGUUUGAAACAUGAACAAGAAGUGACCAAGGAAUCAAAGUCUAAAACGUGGAAUCAAGGGAAUUUGAGUAAUUCUAACAAUCACUUAUCAACUUCUCCGGUUCCAAAUCCUAGUCCUAUUCGCAGAAGUGUUCAAGAAAGGAUGGCCUUUGAAACAAAGGCGUUGCAUUUCAUAAGCAAAGCUAUAAAGGGUGAUUACAAUCUCAGUGAUUUCAGUCUAAAUGACAGAGCUUUUCUGAAAACUUCCGUAGAACAGAAAGAAAAUAAGUUCCAAGAAGAUGUGAAAUUUCAUGAAAGAAUUCCAAGAAAAAAUGGGACAGUAAAACCUCCCUCACCUAUGCGUGACCCACGUCAUCCAUCACCCAAGCUGCGGGAACGCAAUCCAGAGAUGUACUUGGAUCUUCCAACUAGAUCACUGUUGGAUCCACUUCUGUCAGAAGAGAAUGAUCUCAAGUGGCAACCCAACAAGCUAUCUGAGAGCAUCAUGAAGUGUUUGAAUUUCAUAUAUGUAAGACUACUCAGAACUUCAAGAGCAAUGGAAUUGGAGAAAUCAGGGCCAAUUUCAAGGUCUGUGCACUCUUCUUUAAGUUCAAGAAGCUUCAGGGUGGAUACUGGGUCAAUUCCAAAACCAAGCCUCUUGUUGCAAAAGGAAUCUAGGCAGCAAGACCCUUAUGGUAUCUUUAACACAGAAGAGUCCAUUCCAAGGGACAUUGGUCCUUACAAGAACCUGGUUAUAUUCACUUCCAGCUCUAUGGAUCCCAAGUUUAUCUCAAGUCCAUCCUCUAUACCAUUACUUAGGAAGCUAAGGAUCUUGAUGAGCAAUCUUCAAACAGUUGACUUGAAAAGCCUCACAAACCAACAGAAACUAGCAUUCUGGAUCAACGUGUACAAUGCUUGUAUCAUGCAUGGAUUUAUCCAAUAUGGAGUGCCAUCCACACCAGAAAAACUACUUGCACUGAUGAACAAGGCAACCCUCAAUGUAGGAGGCAACCUAAUAAAUGCUCAAGCAAUAGAGCAUUUCAUCUUGAGGAAACGAGAUAUUUCUAGCAUGAAAGAGGUUCAGCAUAAGGGUGAGUGGGAAGAGAAAGAAUCAGUUGUUCGUGAACUUUAUGGACUUGAGUCUGUUGAUCCUAAUGUCACAUUUGCUCUGUGUUGUGGAACUCGUUCUUCUCCUUGUGUGAGGAUAUACACGGCAGAUGGAAUUACAAGUGAAUUGGAGAAAUCAAAACUAGACUAUCUUCAAGCUUCAAUUCUAGCCACUAGCACCAAAAGAAUAGGAUUUCCAGAGCUUCUUCUCAUGAACAUGCUUGAUUUUGCUGCAGAUAUAGAAUCAUUGGUGGAGUGGGUAUGUAGCCAGUUACCCACAUCAGGCACUCUAAGGAAAUCAAUGGUGGAUUGCUUCAGAGGCCACAAUAAUACUAAUUCUGUGAAGAUUUCUACCAUUGUUGAAAAGAUACCCUAUGACUAUGAAUUCCAGUAUUUGUUGACAAUAUAAAUGUACAUUGUAACACUUCUUUUGUUAGCCAAUAAAACUGAGUAUACAAAACAUAAAGGAAAAUU